Molecule: messenger RNA, 1116 nt
Organism: Vanessa atalanta (red admiral)
Lineage: Eukaryota; Metazoa; Arthropoda; Insecta; Lepidoptera; Nymphalidae
Exons: 7
Coding region: 177-1040 (287 amino acids)
Source: RefSeq, a predicted model, not a curated record
GCGUCUUGACGUAGAAAAACUUUUCUUAACUAUUGUUGAUACUUAAAAUAAUUUGUGUUUCUUGCUAAUUUUAAUUAAGUAUGAAAAGUAAUAAAUAAAUGAUCGAGUUAUAAAGCAUAAAAUAAAUGGCCUGUUAAUUUAGUAUAAUGAGGUAGUGCUAGUACAAAAUAUAAAAAAUGUUUAAACAACAGAUAUCGCCAAGGAGCGUUCAUCCUUACCAAACUACUGUUGUUCCGCGUAGUGAAAAACAAUUUGCAUCGGCCACACAACAAAGAGCAAAAUAUCCUUGGGCGGAAGAUAUUAACACGCCGGUUUGUCAAGUUGUAGCUACUGAUAGUUCAACCUCUGAAAAUGCCUACCAUGUUCCCCAAUAUUACCAAAGUACUCGAAGGGACUAUGGUCCUCCGUCGCCUGUUUACCAAACACCAUAUGCUACCGGAACAUGGCGUAAUUAUAAAAAAAGUGAAAACCUUCCUGUAAAAGUUAUGCCGUCCAGUACUUAUUCAUUUCCUCCUUGUGCUUCUGCAUUUUCACUGCCUCUCUGUGACAUGGAGCAUGCAAGAACUGUAAAUCGUUCUCCUGCUCCGACAGUGCCAUCAGUUAGCCCUGAGGUUCCUAUUAUUGGUGCUUGUGGUGGCCACUGCCCAGGAUUUGAAUAUGUGUGCUAUUAUAUAUUACAGGUGAUAUUUGUAGUAGGCGUAUUAACUGGAAUCUCUUUAUGUAUUGCUGGGAUUGUGUUGAGGCGGACUAAUCGUAAUGGUGAUUUAGGUGUCUUAGUUUAUAUAGGAUGCCUUUCAUCGUGUGUAUGUGGUGUUCUUCUUGGUGUCCAGUGUUGUGUCCGUCGUGAGAUCAGACAAAGGAAAUUGCGUGCCAAUUUGCAUAUUCCUAUGCAAUCUCUGCAGGAGGUCCCAGUCCAAGCUUGCCCAUUACUACCGUCUACAUUACCUCAUAGUCAAGUAUAUAGACCAACCACUGCCAAUGUGUACCCCGAAGAAGACAUAAUUGGUGUUCCUUGGUGGCGCCGAACUACUAGAGACUGAUUAGAUUUAAGUAUAUUUACAAAUCAAAUACUUUUGUAUCAUUAGUGCUAUUAUUUAAAAUAAAAUAAUAUUGCUU